This is a messenger RNA of Malus domestica (apple), 1071 nucleotides long. Its product is annotated as formin-like protein 7. Lineage: Eukaryota; Viridiplantae; Streptophyta; Magnoliopsida; Rosales; Rosaceae. Gene Ontology annotation, biological process: defense response. The record is from RefSeq and is a predicted model, not a curated record.
AUGCCCCAACAGAAAUUCAAUCCCUUCUCUCCUUCUUGCCCAUUAUCCUACGCACCCUCAGCACUCUCCCCACUCGCGCACGUUAGCACAGAGACGCCUAACCUCAUGGCUUCCUCCCGCCCUCCGCCGCAGAAGCCUCUCGAUCUCGACCUCACGAUCGUCUCCGCCAAGCAUCUCAAGAACGUCAACUGGAAGAACGGCGACCUCAAGCCCUACGCGGUCUUCUGGGUGGACCCCGACCGCCGGCUGGCCACCAAGUCUGACGACUCCGGCUCCACCCGCCCGGUCUGGAACGAGCGGUUCACCGUCCCCCUCACCCUCUCCCUCCACCACUCGUUCCUCACCCUCGAAAUCUUCCACUCCAAACCCUCCGACACUCCCAAGCCCUUAGUUGGCACCCUCCGGGUCCCACUCAAGGACCUGCCAAAUCAGGACGACUCGACCCGAAUCCGGACCUUCCAGCUCGUCCGUCCCUCCGGCCGUCCCCAGGGCAAGAUCCGCGUAAAGCUCGCCGUUCGAGAGCGACCCCUGCCGCCACCGCCAGAUUACCAUAUUACCCCUCCUCCUAGCUAUUUUUACGGUGGUGCCCCUAUGCCCCCACCGCCUGUUCGCGACUUCAGGUCAUACUCGCCGUCGCCUUACAUCUCUACUUUACAAGCUUCGGCUCCUAGUCCAUCGCCUUCGCCACCGCCUCCGCCUUACCAUUACAGCUCCUAUUCCGAUCAGUACUCGAGUUACUAUCCAGCGUACUACUCCAGCGCGCCACCGCCUCCACCAAGGCCGUUCUUCGACCGACCGGUGAACUAUGGCGGGCCUAGUGGGAGUGGUGGGAGUGGUGGGCCUGGUGGGCCUUCAGCGCCAUUGGACUACUCGAAUUAUGAUCAGAAUCAGAAGCCCAAGAGUGGGAAGAUGGGAUUGGGCACCGGAUUAGCUGUGGGCGCAGUGGCCGGAGGUCUUGGUGCACUGGCAUUGGAUGAGGGGUUAAGGUAUGAAGAAGAUAAGAUGGCGGAGAGGGUCGAGAAUGACAUGGGUGAGCGUGAUGAGUACAGCAAUUAUCGUGCAGAUUACUGA